AUGGCCGCGCAAGCUCGGCUGCGGCUCCUCUCCACCCUAACAUUCCUAGUAGUCCACGUGGCGACAGCAGCACCUGCUGCCGCGAUAAGCUGCCUGCCGAGGACAUGUGGCAACCUGACCAUCGCCUACCCGUUCUGGCUCCCGGACCAGCAGCCUUCCUCCUCCUCCUUGGCGCCGCCGUGCGGGCCGAGCGCCUUCCAGGUGGACUGCCGCAGCAGCCGUAUCUACGGGAAUGGCAGGAAUGAGAUAGCACAAAUAGUUUCGAUUUCAGUAGCUGCAAGCUUGCUCCUACCAUGUAUAUAUGUGUUGGUAUGUCAUAAGCAAAAACUAAGGUUUUUCCUAUGCAAAAAGACUAGCAGCACCACAGAAGAGAACAUCGAGGCCCUAAUAUUAUUACAUGGGUCACUAGCUCCAAAACGAGACAAGUACUCCGAAGUAACAAAGAUAACAUCUUCCCUUAAUAAUAAGCUUGGGGAAGGUGGUUAUGGCAUGGUUUUCAAAGGAAGGCUAGAUGAUCGUCGUCUAGUUGCAGUGAAGUUCCUGCAUGACUCCAAAGGUGACUGUGAGGAGUUUGUGAAUGGGGUUAUUAGUAUUGGCAGGACAUCUCACAUUAAUAUUGUUAGCUUAUUUGGGUUUUGUUUGGAAGGCUCAAAGAGGGCCCUCAUAUAUGAGUAUAUGCCAAAUGGUUCUUUGGAUAAGUAUAUAUACUCCGAGAAUCCCAAAGCAAUUUUAGGAUGGUAUAAGCUCUAUACCAUAGCAAUUGGGAUCGCUCGAGGGUUGGAAUACUUGCACCAUAGUUGUAAUACACGCAUAGUGCAUUUCGAUAUCAAGCCUCAAAAUAUCCUUCUGGAUCAGAACUUUCACCCAAAGAUUGCUGAUUUUGGUUUGGCCAAGUUGUGCCAUACCAAGGAGAGCAAACUUUCUAUGACCAGUGCUAGAGGAACACCUGGGUUUAUAGCUCCUGAAGUGCAUUCUCGAACCUUCGGAGUUGUUUCAGCAAAAUCAGAUGUUUAUAGUUAUGGAAUGAUGUUGCUAGAGAUGGUUGGAGGCAGAAAAAAUGUUAAAUCAAUGGCUCAAGAGUCAAGUGAAAUGUAUUUUCCACAUUGGAUUUAUGACCACUUUGGUCGAGGCGAUGGAUUACAGGCAUGUGAAGUUACACGUGAAAACAAAGGAAUCGCCAGAAAAAUGAGUGUGAUUGGCCUGUGGUGCAUCCAAAUAUUACCAAUGCACCGCCCUACCAUAGGAAAAGGUCUUGGAAAUGUUUGA
Molecule: messenger RNA, 1266 nt
Organism: Miscanthus lutarioriparius
Lineage: Eukaryota; Viridiplantae; Streptophyta; Magnoliopsida; Poales; Poaceae
Source: the annotation of a GenBank genome assembly